Molecule: messenger RNA, 525 nt
Organism: Trametes versicolor FP-101664 SS1
Lineage: Eukaryota; Fungi; Basidiomycota; Agaricomycetes; Polyporales; Polyporaceae
Exons: 2
Coding region: 1-525 (174 amino acids)
Source: RefSeq, a predicted model, not a curated record
AUGUCUUCCGCGAUCGUCCUCCCCGACCUCCCGCACUACGUGCAGCAGCGCGUCAGCGCAAUUUACGGCGCGAAGACCGCAGAGGCGUUCGACAGUGCCUUCGACGCGUUCGUGUCGCAGCACGCGACGAUUCGUGUAAACGGUGCCGAGAUGUCGCGCGCGGACUACAAGGCGCUCCUCCAGGGCCAGACCGCUGCGGACACCAGCGAGGGCAUCGCCGGGAUCGUCACCGUCAACAACGUCGUCUCCGUCCCCUCGAAGAGCAAGGACUUGAACGCCAUCGGGACCGGGUCCGUCGGCAUGUCGUUCGACGCGGAGGUCUUUGGCCGGUUCUUCAUCUUCGCAGAGCGCCAGUCCAGCACGGUCGCGUCUUCGCUCAAUGUCGUGUACGUACUGCGUCGCGUUCUUCUUCCGGCUCGGCUCGCUCACGCUCGUGCACAGCGUGACCAAGGACGUCUCGCCCCCGCCGAACCCUACUGGCGUCCGCGGCGGCGCGUUCGACGGGCGCAGGGCCACUGUCAUUGA